CUGUCGACGCGUGUGGAACAGCGUCGCAUCACUUGCACAUACUGUGUAUACUGUAUAUCCAACGUUAAUACACAAAACCCAAAAUGGAGACAGUCGAACAGCUUGACGACGAAAUUGGUGACCUUCACGCUCGCCUAGCGACACUACAAGCCCAACGCGCGAACCUGUCGUCAGUCCUGGUGUCGCAACCCCACCUCGCAGCUCGUCUUCAGAACGGAAAUGAACGCAGCAAAUCUUCCGACAAUGCUCAGCAGAUCAUCACGCAACAAUCAAAGCGCAAUCUUGAAAACGUAUAUCGUGCAUGCGCUGGCGUAACUGCCUACAGAGUCGAAGAUCCGGACCCACAUGCAGCCAAUGAUGGCAACGUCCUCGGCGUUAGCAUUGAUGUUUCUGUCACCGAGAGAUUCAUUGAGACGUACCAUGUUCUGCUGAGCGUCCGAGAGAAGGGAGAAAAGAAACUUCUAAGCAUCCACAAGCACACCAUUCCUCCAUGCAUACCACUCCAACAGUUGGCUGCCAAAUGGCUACCGGGAAGCGGAAAAGAUGAGGAACAUGAUCCAGAGCAGGACUUGGUACGCUUCGGGCGUCUACUGCGGAAAGAGCUUGUGAGCUGGAACAUGCGAUUUGAUGCUGUAAGAAAGUUGAGGAAAGAGGCAGGGCUCAUCAAGCAAAGACGGGACAGUGAGGACUUGGCAACUGCACCAACCAGCAACGUCCUGAACGCGUUUGUGAGCGACGAUGAUGCCAGUUCUGAUAUUGAGGUAUCUGAAGACGGGGAUGGAGCCGCACGUAUUCUGGACAUCGAGGCCGAUGCUGCGGUCAGACAGAUCACCAUCACAUGGUCCGACAGGCGGACAGCGGCUAUGAGCAUCACCAAAGAUGGCCGGAUCGAAAAAGCGGUGUGUAGAAAAAGAGACGGCACUCGAGAUGUAGUGCUGGGCAAGAAAGCCAUAGGACCUAUCGGUAGCCUGAUGCAAAGGCUGAUGGUUUAGGCAGAGCAAAAGUAGUCUAAGAGCUGCACAACAUCGGGUACAGUAGGCGAAAUUACGCGAAAACCGAAUCACUCUGAAGUCAGGUGUAUAAGGAGUCAGGUGUCCUUGUAAUGCCCCACAGACAUCUCUAUGGUGUCCUUCGACAGAACACGUCUCUCAUCAGUUGUCCAGUCGAUAUCGUGAUGCCUGUUUCAGUAGCAUCCACCAGAAUACACGCCGGCUAGACUGGCCGAUGCAGACAGAUGAAGGAGACAGCAGAGUAGAGAUAACAGAGUGGAGUGGAAUAUCAUCGCGAUGCAACGUAACCGACCAUCUGCGAUAUCAGUGAGCGAGAGACAUACAGAAUGAAAUACACCAAAGCUCGAUACAAAGCCCAAGCAAGCAGUAUACAUUCACGAUAGCGAGAUAAGGUUGGGC
Bipolaris sorokiniana ND90Pr is the source of this 1409-nucleotide messenger RNA. RefSeq lists its product as uncharacterized. The coding region runs from base 84 to 992 and encodes 302 amino acids. The record is from RefSeq and is a predicted model, not a curated record. Gene Ontology annotation, cellular component: Mis6-Sim4 complex; kinetochore. Lineage: Eukaryota; Fungi; Ascomycota; Dothideomycetes; Pleosporales; Pleosporaceae. The transcript has a single exon.